Messenger RNA from Rotaria sp. Silwood2, 583 nucleotides. The record is from the annotation of a GenBank genome assembly. NCBI's taxonomy places the organism in Eukaryota, Metazoa, Rotifera, Eurotatoria, Philodinida, Philodinidae.
AUGAUUUAAUUAUCGAUCAUUUAAGUAUAAUUACGUUUGUUCUAUGAUUCAUAGAUGAUCUCUUUUUGUUCAAAUCAUAUAAGAAAUUUGAUAGUUCUGAUAUAGAAUCUGAAAAUAUAUCAGCAUUGCUACGAUACUCUGUUUGAGAAUGAACAUAGUCCACUGCAUACACUCAUUUAUAUUUUUACAAACAAGCGAUUUUCAUCAUUAGAUAAAUCAUGGAUUUUAUUUUCGAUUGAAAUUGCAAAGUUCUUAUUUUUUUUUUGUUCGAUUAACAUCUGAGAAACAACAACAAAAUUCUUCUUUUGUACAUAUAAUAUGUCUAAUAGUUAUUAGCAAUUCUUUUUUAUCCUCAAUUUAAAUCAAUGAUUCUUAUUGCUAACUAUUUUAAAAUAAAUAUUAUUUAUUUAAAGGUACACCAUAUGUUCGUGUUAAUCCUGAAAGAAUAAAAGGAAUUGUUCUAACUAAUAAAUAUGAUUCAUCUCCAGGUUUUAAAAAACCUGAUGAUGCAAGUUUUAAAAUAGCAAAUCAUAUUCUUGAAUUUAUUCUUCAUGAAGUUGAAUAUGGAAGUAAGUUUGUUUAA